UGAUAAGAAUUUAUUGCAAUUAAUUAAAACCACAACUAUUGUCAUUCUACUAAUAUUUUGCUUGUUGGAGACAUUUUUAUAUAUAAUAGUGUACCUAAAAGAGAAAGAUAAAUAGGCACAAAUAUGCACAAUUUAUCACCUGUGAGCAAUAUUGAAAGCCGUAAAAAGUGAAAGUACAAAAAUGAAGAUAAAUAUAUAGGAUAAGUGUACAGGAUUAUAGACAUUGACAUUUCGCUAUUAAUCCUUUCAUGCGGGAUACUUGUCACUUUAUUUUUCGCCACUCUCGAUUUGCCUCGCGGGUCAAUCGCGAAGGGAACAAUAGGUAAUAAAAACAGGAUACGUUGUUAAGAAAGGUAAAGAGAGGGAAGUAGAGGAUAAGAGGAGGGAGAGACAGGCCCUAGACUCAUCUUCGCGUUACUUUCACUUGAAGAACUCGUUUCAUCGCCGUGUAGACGAUGGGAGCGGUGCUCCUAUUACGUUUCGCGUAAUUCGAACGCGCGUAAUUCUUUGGUACAUUAAACUUUCGUUAAAAAAAAAAAAAAAUGGCGUUUCACCGGAUUCUACAAUUUUAUCUUCUACGAUACGCAUUAUUCAUCGCCACUGUCCGCACUGAAGAAGUUUUUAAUACCACGCCGCCAACCGUCAAAACGAACUUUUCCUGCUUCAAUCGGCCUAUGGGAUUUUACGCCGACGUCGAGGCGAAUUGCAGAGUGUACCAUACGUGCGACGAUCACGGGAACAAAUUCAGUUAUCGGUGUCCCGAGGAGACGGCUUUUCGCCAGGAUGCCUUGAUAUGCGAUCACGCUCAUCUCGUCGACUGCCAAGCGCCCGCCUAUCAGUCAGCUCAAUAUUCAGAUGAGAACGCCGACAAGGAUAAAGCGAUAAGAUCCCCGAUCGCGUCUGUUGAUCCAUUCGACGAUCAUCGGCCAUCGUUCUCACGCUUCUUUCAGGUGAUUCAACAGCCUGAAAAAUCCGCGUCCAAUAAGCCCGGCCUCGUGUUCCGCGCGAGUCUAUUUCUGAGAGAGCAGGACCGGACGCGAAACCAGGUUGGACAAACCGCGAAAUGGAACGCUAAUUCGAAGAAUGGCCUGGCAGUUUCCACCACGCGAGCGCCUAUCGAGCGUAUCAAUAAUUGGAAUCCACGUAACAAUAAGCCAAACCAGUCGCCGAGGCAAUCUUUGUCGUCAUCGGCGACUCGCGCUUUUGCACGAGACAAGAGCAGCGCGUAUCCCAGCCGUUCGUUCGCGCCGACCUCGAAUUCCUCGCCCGCGAGGACGACAGCGUUACCGGAUGUUAUCCAGCGUUCGCCUUCUCCGCGUGAGAAAUCUCCCUCCUCAAGUUACAACAGUGACUAUCAUCCGUAUUCGGAGACCCUGAGGUCGAUCCAGAUUAACGCUCAACCGACUGAUGACAAGGAGAUUCCCACCACGGAGAUUCCCGUGCACGCCUUGACGCUCUCCCUGAAGCCGCUGAUGCCGAACGAACUGGAAUACGAUCCUUACUAUCCGAAACAGCCGACGUCCACCGAGGCGUAUUACACACCCAGCAGUCGCAACGAGAUCGACGCGAACGCCCGUCUCUCUAGCUCCAGCCAAGCGCCGCCGAUCGGGCGUCUUCCCUUCGAAAUCCCGUCCGUACUGCCCGAUCUGAAUGCUUUGGAGGAUCUGGUUGAUCGCCGGAAGCUCUUCUACAUCCCGCGCGCAAGCAACAAAUCGAUAUAACGCGCUCUUAAAACUCCCCAUGCUGCAAUCAUAUUCAAUUAUUCGGGAAACGAAAAUCGUGCCAAAUUUCUUCUCAAGCUACACGAAAUAAAACAGUUUUCUUUGCAUAUAUUAGCGAGUGAUGGAAAAAUUAAUUUGUUUUGAUGUACACUCGUGCAAGGAAAAAAAUGUGCACAAAUUUCUCGCUUCUGUAAUUUAAUACGAUUGCAGUGAAGAGAUAGAAGUUUUAAUUAUGAUUUUAUAUUCGUAAUAUGUGCGAAAAAAUUUUAAAUUGUUUGCUACGUUAAAAGUGAGCUAUGUAUUGUAUUUAUAUUGGCAUAUAUUGUUCGCGACUUAUGCGAAGAUGAUUGAAUGCAAAUGUCUAAUAAACAUUGAAUACCACGGAA
Linepithema humile (Argentine ant) is the source of this 2107-nucleotide messenger RNA. RefSeq lists its product as uncharacterized. Lineage: Eukaryota; Metazoa; Arthropoda; Insecta; Hymenoptera; Formicidae. Gene Ontology annotation, molecular function: chitin binding. The record is from RefSeq and is a predicted model, not a curated record. Gene Ontology annotation, cellular component: extracellular region.